UUUACCCGACAUAAUAUAAAAUGAAUGUUACGUUUAAUUAUGCACCGAUGGUUUGCUGUUCUAUAUAGGAAUGAGGAUGGUGAGGAGGAGAAGUGUGCCGAAUCCUGUCCUUGCCCCUCUCCCGAGCCAAGACGCUGCGUGGAGAAGACUAACUUUGUCUUUGUCAAAAUGCACAAGUGUGCUACGGAGAUGCUGACGUCAGUCUUCCAUCGCUAUGGCGACGAGCGAGAUCUCGAGUUUGUCAUUUCUAGAGGUCCGCUAGGGGACUGGUAUCUGGGUUGGCCUUAUCCAAUCACGAAGCAGGUCUAUCGACCUUCCAAAUCCGGCACGUUCAACAUCAUGUGUGAACACGUCGUGUUCGACAAGGCGGCUAUGUCAAAGGUCAUGCCUGAGGAUACCGUUUACGUCACCAUCCUGAGGGAACCCUUCAGUCAUUUCAAAUCGAGCUUCAACUUCCACGGCGUCGCAAGGAUUGCUGGGAUACGUGGUGAUGACCCUAUGGACGAGUUUUUCCGUGCGCCGCAUCUGUACGACGACAUUUAUGUCUCCACCGUGAAAGCUGGAAUUCCGAACGGCGUCUCAGUUACUCGUAACUUCCUAGCACACGACUUAGGGUAUCCCAGAUGGAAAUGGGAAAACUUGACGUACGCCAAAGAGUUUGUGAAAUACAUACACCAAGAGUUCUACCUUGUUAUGAUACUGGAACACCUUAUGGAGUCCCUGUUGUUACUCAAGCGCCUGAUGUGUUGGGAGAUUCAAGAUUUACUACAUUAUCCUAUCAACGUCAUGACAUACGGGUACAAGCACGACCGACCAGGACAUCUCAUCAAGAAGCACAAGAACUGGAGCAAAGUUGACUACAUUCUGUACGACUUUUUCAACAAGACACUGUGGGAAAAGAUCAGCAGACAAGAUAAGAGCUUCUUUGAGGAGCUGGAAUAUUUCAAGAAGGUUCAGAACGCAACCAUGGCGUACUGUUAUUCCUCUGACACGACCCCACUGGUGUUAGAUGGGUCUAGGUUCAGUAACGCCAUCACAAUCACACGACAUUACUGUAUGAGGAUGAUGAGGAACACACCGCAGUACUUGGGUGACAUCUUUAAGAGGAGAUAUGACGGGACUGAGUACACUAUACAUAAGCUAUGGCCUUGGGUGAAGUGAUGAUCGAAUCUCGACAUUUAUCCUGACGUUGACAUUUUAGGUAAAUGAUAAUCAUUGCUUUGUACACGGAGAGAAAU
Branchiostoma floridae (Florida lancelet) is the source of this 1238-nucleotide messenger RNA. Its product is annotated as galactosylceramide sulfotransferase-like. The transcript has a single exon. Bases 25 to 1161 code for a protein of 378 amino acids. Gene Ontology annotation, biological process: glycolipid biosynthetic process. The record is from RefSeq and is a predicted model, not a curated record. Gene Ontology annotation, cellular component: membrane. Gene Ontology annotation, molecular function: galactosylceramide sulfotransferase activity. Lineage: Eukaryota; Metazoa; Chordata; Leptocardii; Amphioxiformes; Branchiostomatidae.